AUGUUGGAAACAAGUGCUAUAUUUUCGAUAUCAAAGUCAAUGACUUCUCACAAUUCAAUCAACGAUUUCAAAGAUGUGGCUAAUUUUGAGCCAAAUGUGGACCAAUUGGCCAAUCGGUUCAAAACACAGCAAACAAAGGGAACGAUCGAUGUUUGGUGGAUCUACGACGACGGGGGGCUCACUCUUCUCAUUCCCUUUAUACUCAAAAACGAUGCCCUUUGGAGGGGAUCUAAGCUCCGGGUCUUUUCGGUGACCAAAGACAUGAAUGAGAUUAAUAACCAACAGAAUAGUUUGGUACAGUUAUUGAAUAAGUUUCGCAUUCCUUACUCUGCAGUGAGAGUGCUCUCAAACUCGGACCAAAUGCCAGCCGAAGAGACAAAAAAUCGAUUCAUAAAAUUAAUGUCAAAAUCGAUGUCCACAUUGACUGACGAACAGACAGUAGACUCACUUCAAGAGGAAGUCAUACGAUUCAAAGAUAAAACAAAUAGAUAUUUACGUCUUCGGGAACAGAUUGCGGAGAACUCGAGGAAUGCCACUCUUGUGGUGAUGACAUUACCCAUACCUCGUAAGCAUAUGGUGUCGGCCAUACUCUAUAUGGCAUGGAUUGAGACACUGACCGACAAUAUGCCACCGUUUUUACUAAUUCGCGGCAAUCAAUCAAAUGUUUUAACA
Medioppia subpectinata is the source of this 672-nucleotide messenger RNA. The record is from the annotation of a GenBank genome assembly. NCBI's taxonomy places the organism in Eukaryota, Metazoa, Arthropoda, Arachnida, Sarcoptiformes, Oppiidae.